CAUGCCUGUGAUUGGCGAACAACUCAUCUUUAAAUCUGUCGGCGGAUACGGGAGGUUGGGGUUGCAAAACAGACAAUAAAAAAGACCGCAACAUGUCGACAGCAGACGCUGAUUUUCUACGUGAUCAAGUUCAAAGGCUAAACUCAGCUCUUAGACAGUAUCAGGUGGAUGGACUGCGCUCCCAACCCACAACAUCUGCUCAGGGUGAGGAAGAUGCUGGAAGGGCAGAGUCCCCUGCCCUGUGGCUAUCAGAUAGGAGUAUCAUGGCCCCACUGAUAGCAGAGUAUGAUCAUCAUAUGGAGGAGAUGAACGAUCAGCUACAGAGAUACCAGAUGCAGAUGACAGAUGUCAAACUGAAGCUGGAGAGGGUUGUAAAGGAGAAUGAACGACUGCAUGCUGAAUUGAGGGAGCAGGUGGAGAGGCAGCUGCAGGCCCUACCUGUCGGGCUGGAGGGGGACACCCCUGGGGAGGAGGGCCUGGUCAAGAACCUACAGGAACAGAUUCACCUCUCCGUACAGGAGAGAGAGCAGGCCAUGGAGCUGUGGCAGACAGCAUCCCAGGAGCUGGACAGACUACAGCAGCUGUACCAGAAGACCCUCUCUGAUGGUCAGCACCAGGGCGUUGAGCGACAGCAUCUCAAGGAUCAGCUGAUCCAGUUCCAACAGCACACCCAGAAACUCCAAGUGGCCAAUCAGAAACUAGAAUCAACCAACCAGCAGUUUGUGAAGACGGUGACGGAACAGGGCACAGAGAUGGAGGAGUUACGCAUCCAGCUCAGGCAGACAAAGGCUGAUCUGCGAACAGCUACAGCCAAAGUGGAGGAGAUGACCAAGCUAAUGCAGAACGUACAGGACCAGAUGCAGAGAAGGGAUGCCGAUGCCGUGGAGGCUCAUGGGAGAGAGGAGGCCUCAGACCGGAGGCUCCAGCAGCUCCAGUCGGCCCUGGGCCAGUUGGAAGCCAGGUUGAAGGCGUCCUCCCAGGAGACGGAGGCCCUGCGCAGGGAGCGGGGGGCGUGGGAGCGCCAGGUGGGGGAGCUGCAGGGCCGCAGCGCCUCCCUGGAGGAGGAGAGGUACGAGGCCCUGGCCAAGGUCCGGGACUCCAUCCAGCUGGCUGAAGAGGCCACGCUGAACAAAGACCAGGCCCUGUUGAGAGAGAAGCAGAAAGCUGAUGAGCUGGAGAAAGUGAAGGAGGCCAUCAAACAGCUGAUUCAGGACGCAGCCGUACGCACCAGGAAAGAGGUGGAGAACGUACGUAAGCAGUGUAACGUCCAGAUCCAUGGCAUGGCCGAGGAGCUCUCUGCACUACAGCUGGAGUGCGCCGACAAGGAGUCUCAGAUAGAACGGUCGCUCAGAGAGAGGAGAGCCGUGGAGGAGGAGCUAGAGAAGGUGUACAAGGAGGGCCGCGGAGAGCCCGAGUACAGGAAGAUGGACGCCCUGCUCCAGAGGUGUCUGAACGCGGAGAGGAUGAAGGACGACGUGAACAUCACCCUGCAGAGCACCCUGAACAAGCUGAAGAAGAUGGAGAUGGAGUACGGCGAGGAGCUCUCCCGGGGCCAGGAGGAGGUGCGCAGGCUGCAGACGGCGUUGGCCGCCGUGCGGGAGGACUGCGCCGGCGUCAGCGAGGAGCGUCUGCAGCUGCAGCAGGAGAGCCUGCAGCUGCGCCGGGACAUGGACGAGCUGCGCAAGAGCAGCCUGCAGGCCCAGAGACGGGCCAAGCAGGAGGUGUCCCAGAUGGAGCAGGAGUACUUGAUGAAGGAGCAGGGUCUGGACGCGCGGCUCCGGGAGGUGGAAGAGAGCAGCCAGAUGUCCAGCGCUGACCUGACACGCCUGCUGGCAGCCCAGCAGAAGAGCUCCCGGCGCUGGAAGGAGGAGGCGAAGGCCCUGGCCCAGGCCUUUGAGACUAAGCUUACCAGCCUCAGGGCUGAGCUAAACCGACAGAAGCAACGCUCUCAGGAACUGGAGACACAACUGGAGGCGGACCAUGAGGCCAUCGCAGAGUACGAGAGACAGAUUGCAGAGCACCAGGAGAAGAAUGGCCGUCUCCAGAGGCGUUUAACACAGGCGGAGCAGAGGGCAACCUCCGUAGCACAACAACUGAACAUGCUGACCUCACAGAGGAGGAAAACGGCGUCCACCAUGGAUCUGGAGACUAUAUGACCGCCAUUGUAACUACCAGAAACCAUAGUAACUGCACUAUAUGAUCCAUUUAUAGCUUACUGUACAAUUUUUUACAUUUGAUUGAU
Molecule: messenger RNA, 2242 nt
Organism: Hypomesus transpacificus
Lineage: Eukaryota; Metazoa; Chordata; Actinopteri; Osmeriformes; Osmeridae
Gene: sclt1
Product: sodium channel and clathrin linker 1
Exons: 22
Coding region: 93-2156 (687 amino acids)
Biological process (GO): clustering of voltage-gated sodium channels; cilium assembly; centrosome cycle
Cellular component (GO): centriole; centrosome
Source: RefSeq, a predicted model, not a curated record